Frieseomelitta varia is the source of this 366-nucleotide messenger RNA. RefSeq lists its product as uncharacterized. NCBI's taxonomy places the organism in Eukaryota, Metazoa, Arthropoda, Insecta, Hymenoptera, Apidae. The record is from RefSeq and is a predicted model, not a curated record. The coding region runs from base 1 to 366 and encodes 121 amino acids. The transcript has 3 exons.
AUGGACUGGAGAAAUGAUGAGUCCGACCAUUCAAGCGUUGAAAAUUUUGCAUGGGAUGAGAGAAAUUUUUUGUCCAAGACUAUGAGCGAUAUAUGUUUGUCAGUGACAUUAGGAUGUAACGUUUGCUCUCAAGGAGUACAGGCGAAUUGUAAAGAGUCAAGGAGCUUUACAUCGGCUCUUGAACGUUUGGAACUGGAAGCGGAAAUUGAAUCUGGAAAUGAUACGAUACCGCUUCGACGAACAAGCGAUGCGCAAACUGAUCCUUCCGAUGAUAUUAACCAAGAGCUAUUUGGCUUAAACGCCAGAGAUAUUUUACCCUAUAGAAAAUCUGUUCAACAUUUAGAUAUCUUGAAUUUUCAAGUAUGA